GGGCCCCUUUGCGCUGGUAGUCGUUGCAGGGGCCGGCCGCGGGACUUUUCCCCACAUUGUUGGUGAGUUUGCAGCAACUCCUCGCCCUGGCCUCCUGCGGCGCCGGAUCGGACUGCCCGGGGGCCCCGUGCUCAGCCCCGCCGAUGCCCCUCUCACCCCACCCCGGCUGAGUCGCCCGCCUUCGCUGCCAGCCCCGCUUGGCAUGAGUUAAGCAGCCAUGGACACCAAACAUUUCCUGCCGCUGGAUUUUUCGACUCAGAUCAGCUCGGCGUCUCUGAACCCCGGAGUCCGCAGUUCUAUGAGCGCACCUUUGCUUCAUCCGUCCCUCAGCAACUCUGGGCUCAGUCCCUCGCUCGGUUCUCCCACUCAAUUGCAUUCGCCCCUCAGCUCCCCCAUCAAUGGAAUGGGUCCGCCGUUUUCUGUCAUCAGCCCACCCCUGGGCCCGUCGAUGCCUGUCCAGUCGUCAGCCGGCAUGGGCUACGGGACCGGCAGCCCCCAGCUUCAUUCCCCCAUGAACUCGGUCAGCAGCACAGAAGACAUCAAACCGCCCCUGGGGAUUAACGGCGUCCUUAAAAUGCCAGCACACCCCUCAGGACCAAUGGCCUCCUUCACCAAACACAUCUGUGCCAUCUGCGGGGACAGAUCUUCAGGUAAACAUUACGGCGUUUACAGCUGCGAAGGCUGCAAGGGUUUUUUCAAGCGGACGGUGAGGAAGGAUUUGACGUACACCUGCCGCGAUAACAAGGACUGUCUGAUCGACAAGCGGCAGAGGAAUCGCUGUCAGUACUGCCGCUACCAGAAGUGUCUGGCUAUGGGGAUGAAGAGAGAAGGGAUGGAGCACCAUCCAUCCCAGCAUACACGAGGUCUUCGAGGCCAGGCCGAACAAGCCGUACAAGAGGAGAGGCAGCGGGGGAGGGACCGGAACGAAAACGAGGUCGACUGUUCAAGUAGCGCCAAUGAAGACAUGCCGGUGGAGAAGAUCCUUGAGGCAGAGCUGGCGGUUGAACCAAAGACAGAAACCUACAUUGAAGCCAACAUGGGCCUCACCCCAAACUCUCCCAGUGACCCCGUCACCAACAUUUGCCAAGCGGCAGACAAGCAGCUUUUUACCUUGGUGGAGUGGGCUAAACGGAUCCCGCAUUUCUCAGAACUGCCGCUGGACGAUCAAGUGAUAUUACUUAGGGCAGGUUGGAACGAACUGCUCAUUGCCUCCUUCUCCCAUCGAUCGAUAGCGGUGAAAGAUGGAAUUCUUCUCGCUACGGGUCUACAUGUCCAUCGGAACAGUGCCCACAGCGCUGGAGUAGGGGCAAUCUUCGACAGGGUCCUCACAGAAUUAGUAUCCAAAAUGCGAGACAUGCAGAUGGACAAGACAGAGUUGGGUUGCCUACGAGCUAUUGUCCUUUUUAAUCCAGAUUCAAAGGGUCUCUCGAAUCCUUCGGAGGUGGAGGCCCUGCGUGAGAAGGUCUAUGCAUCCUUGGAAGCGUACUGCAAACACAAGUACCCAGAACAGCCAGGAAGGUUCGCCAAACUUUUGUUGCGCCUACCUGCUCUUCGAUCAAUUGGCCUGAAAUGCCUAGAACAUCUCUUCUUCUUCAAGCUAAUAGGAGACACACCUAUUGAUACCUUCUUAAUGGAGAUGCUGGAAGCUCCUCACCAAAUGACCUAACAGACUCGAGAUCUCUUCACCGAGUGCAGAGGGCCGUGGACUUAUUCUCGGAUGCCCUCAGAGACGUUGUUGUCUCUUCUACAAUUACAGAAAAACGUCCAAGAACCCCACCCUAUGUCACAAGUGCGCCUUUACUCCGUUCAAAGAGACUAGGGACAGGCUCUCACGUCAUGGAAAACAAAAGGAUCCGUUAUGGACGUCUGAGGCGCAUACAGGCUGGGCUCGCCCUCGCGUUCUCUUUGGAAAAGACUUGGUUGUCGCUGCUGAUGCUUCAGUUGCUGUAAUUGUUGUUUUUGGCUUUUUUUGUGGCCCCCGGUAUCUGAAACCGAAAAAAAAAAGAA
Spea bombifrons (plains spadefoot toad) is the source of this 2007-nucleotide messenger RNA. It is a transcript of the gene RXRA, whose product is annotated as retinoid X receptor alpha. Gene Ontology annotation, cellular component: RNA polymerase II transcription regulator complex; nucleus. Bases 218 to 1666 code for a protein of 482 amino acids. The record is from RefSeq and is a predicted model, not a curated record. Lineage: Eukaryota; Metazoa; Chordata; Amphibia; Anura; Pelobatidae. Gene Ontology annotation, biological process: retinoic acid receptor signaling pathway; anatomical structure development; response to retinoic acid. Gene Ontology annotation, molecular function: zinc ion binding; retinoic acid-responsive element binding; nuclear steroid receptor activity. The transcript has 11 exons.